Molecule: messenger RNA, 827 nt
Organism: Brassica napus (rape)
Lineage: Eukaryota; Viridiplantae; Streptophyta; Magnoliopsida; Brassicales; Brassicaceae
Product: CASP-like protein 5B2
Exons: 3
Coding region: 281-736 (151 amino acids)
Cellular component (GO): membrane
Source: RefSeq, a predicted model, not a curated record
GGCGGGACCUCGUUUUCAGCUAGCUCAUGAACUUAAAGCAAGCUUAAAAAAGGUGUAAAUGUCAAAAGAAGAAAGACGGGGCGAAGAAGCUUAUAAUCGAAUCUAGAGCAAUUUCGGAAACUCUUAUCUAUAGGUGUCGAUCAUUCGUUGCACACACACACGCACACAAAGGUGCCGAUCAUCUUCUUGCGUUCGUAAAAGCUAGGGUAUCUUGCUGGCUCCUUAAUUUCCUCUCUGAUUCAUCGGAUUUUCUGGGUUGGGAAGACAAAAAUCAACUGAGAUGAAGAAGGUUAUCGGAAGUCCAGGAACUGUGUGUGGUCUGUUACUUAGAAUCGGACAAUGUACUUCUGCCGCCGCAUCAAUGUCCGUUAUGCUCUCUACGAAGAAUGUCUAUAAUUGCACAGCUUUCUCCUACUUGAUUGCUUCAAUGUGUUUUCAAAUGCUGUGGAGCUUUUGGCUCGCAUGUGUUAAUGUUUAUGCUCUGAAGUACAAGAAAGACCUCCAACACCUAACCGCAGUUAGCUUAUUCGUCGGUGGAGAUUUGGUGACUGCAAUUUUAUCUCUUGCAGCUGCAUGUUCGUCAGCAGGAGUUGUAGUCUUAUACGCUAGAGAUAUCAAGUAUUGCGAUGUCCAUGACUGUCUUAGGUAUGAAGUAGCUGUUGCGCUUUCUUUCAUCACUUGGGUUCAAAUCGCAGUUUCUUUUCAUGUCUCAUUUUGGAUCUAUGCCUCGGUUUAGUUUCUUGAACUGUCGAGAACAUCUUGUAGCUCGUUGUGAUGACAUAUAACAUUUUAGCUUCAUAUGAAAUACCAUCAGUGUUUUCUUAAAA